Messenger RNA from Lactuca sativa (garden lettuce), 510 nucleotides. Lineage: Eukaryota; Viridiplantae; Streptophyta; Magnoliopsida; Asterales; Asteraceae. The record is from RefSeq and is a predicted model, not a curated record.
AUGGUAGAUGAUUUUGCGAAGAUCAUGACCAACAAGUUCCAAAUGAGCAUGAAUAGAGAGAUUAUUUUCUUUAUAGGACUUCAAGUAAAACAAGAUCCACAAGGAAUAUUCAUUAAUCAGGAGAAAUACACCUCUGAACUACUUAAGAAAUACCGUAUGGACAACUGUUCCUCAACCAAGGUUCCUAUGUCCUUCGGAUAUAAGAUUUCUGUUGAUCCGUCCGGAGAAUCAGUAGACCAUAAAACUUAUAGAGGAAUGAUUGGUUCAAUGAUGUACCUCACCGCAAGCAGACCAAACAUUGUCUUCGCAACUGGUGUAUGCGCAAGAUACCAGGCCGAUCCGAAUAUAUCACAUACGACCACAGUUAAACAAAUUCUCAGAUACUUAAAGGGCAGCAAGGCUCUAGGUCUUUGGUAUCCUGCAAGGAACGACUUCAACCUACAAGCAUUCAGAGAUACGGAUCAUGUUGGAUGUAGAUUGGAUAGAAAAAUCACUUUCGGUGGAUGUUAA